AUGUUGUUUGGCGCAUUCAGAUCAUUUGGCGUACUCAUCUACGCAACACAACUACUCGUGGCAGCAGCAUCUGCAAAUGAAGUCAUAAAUAAUGUGUUGUACACCCACUCGGGCACCAAAUCGCAGAUCAUCCUACGUGAGAUCCAAGAGGGCGCCAUACCGCGCCAGUUGAACGUGGGCGAUGUGCAAGACCCGCUAGGAUUCGACUUGAUUGUCAACCUCGACGCCGUGCAGUAUUUCCAGAACCAGCUCACUGAAGCAGAUAGUACCAAAGCGGAGAAACUCACCGAUGAGCAAUUGAUCAGCGUGGCUCAAAGAUACCUUCCUCGCGACAAAUUGGACACUUUUCCCUCGUCGAUUUUCAGAAGCGCGCUCUUGUCCUUGACCCACUGGGCUAACGAAUACGUCAAAUACGUCUACCUGAACUUUCUAGUCAGGAUCAUCAAGUACGUCUACUUUUGGGCGUAUCAGGUCGGGUAUUAUUCGACUAAAUCGGCAGUCAAAAUCACGGGCUGGUACUAUGGUACCCUGAACCUCCCCGUGAAAUGCUACAUUGGAGUGGAUUGGAUCGACACCGACACCCGCGGCACGUAUCUCGUUGGCUGGGAAACAUACACCAAGAGCGACAAUUGCGCCGAGACCGUUGACCAGAGAUCGCUUGAGAUUAUACUCUCGCAGGCAAAAGCCAUUGCUGCCGAGCACGCCGAGGACGCCAACUUGUGCCACCACUACGAGAAUGAAGCUGGCGUGGACUCGGGCGCCUGGUUUGCCAACAUCCGAAUCCUUUCCGUGAAGGAGGAUGCUGAAAUGGGCGAGAAUAUCUGGGACAUCGGCUGCGAGGCUGUAAGAAAGAGGAAAAGAGACACCGCGUACGAACUUCUCAAGAAUUUCGCAGCCAUUUUCACGUAG
Messenger RNA from Lodderomyces beijingensis, 909 nucleotides. The record is from the annotation of a GenBank genome assembly. NCBI's taxonomy places the organism in Eukaryota, Fungi, Ascomycota, Pichiomycetes, Serinales, Debaryomycetaceae.